UCGCUUUGCGAAGUGAGUGACAAUGAGAGAGCGAUGUCCUGGCCGUUGGCCCUUGCAACUAUAGUAGCUUUUAGGAGCUUUGCCUGCGAAUUUCUGUGCCGCAGAGAACCUUUCCUAAAUCAUCGUGCAAUCCUCCUCCAUCCUCUAGGCUACCGCCAGCCAUGGAAGCAGCAGACGAGGAGAGCCCCCUUCUUCAUCUCCAGCCCGAUCGUCAGGAUGUAGGUCCAGAAUACACCAGCGAUGGAACAAUCGAUAUCAGCGGACAGCCUGCUCUGAAGCGCAACACAGGCAACUGGAGGGCGUGCUACAUGAUUUUAGGCGUCGAGUUCUGCGAAUGUGUUGCCUUCUUCGCAAUUGCGGCGAAUUUGGUGACCUAUCUCACGACAGUGCUCCACGAAAGCAAAGUAACCGCCGCACAGAAUGUCUCAGCCUGGGUCGGCGCGUGCUUCCUCACGCCGCUUAUUGGAGCCUUCUUGGGUGAUACAUAUCUGGGAAGAUACUGGACAAUGGUCGUCUCCCUCCCAGUCUCCACCAUCGGAAUACUCGUACUCACAGUUUCAGCAUCAGUCCCAACAUCUUACUACCGUGCUGGUGUUCAUCGUGCUGUGGUCUACCUAGCACUCUACCUUGUCGCUCUUGGGAGCGGUGGUAUCAAACCCUGCACUUCAGCCUUUGGGGCUGACCAGUUCGAUAGCGGGGACCCGAUGGAGCUACAGAAGAAGGGCUCCUUCUUCAACUGGUACUACUUCUUAAUCAGUCUCGGCUCCCUUCUGUCAGGCACAGUGCUUGUUUGGUUGCAAAACAACGUAGGGUGGGGAAUCAGCUUUGCGAUCCCAGCUGUGCUCAUGAUCUUGGGCCUGGCAGUACUUGUUGGUGGUUCGAGGGUGUACAGGUUUAGGAAACUGGGAGCAAGCCCAUUCAAAAGUAUCUGUCAAGUGGUCAUUGCGGCUGUCAGGAAGUGGCACGUGCAGUUGCCCGAUGAUAUCUCGCUUUUGUAUGAGCUGACAAAUUCGUCAUCACCAGCUGAAUCAAGUCAAAAAAUUCAGCAUACGAAUCAGUUCAGAUUCCUUGACAAGGCUGCCAUUGUGCUGCCCCCAUUAGACAAGACAAGCAAGAUGUUGCCGAUGUGUUCAUGGAGUCUCUGCACAGUGACCCAAGUUGAGGAGCUGAAGACUCUGCUACGGAUGUUUCCCGUCUGGGCAUCUUUCAUGAUCUUCUAUGCAGUUGGUGGGCAGACGACGUCAACAUUUAUAGAGCAGGGGAUGGUCAUGGACAACCGUGUAGGCCCAUUUGCAAUCCCGCCUGCCUCCCUCUCUACUGUUAGCGUGCUCAGCGCCCUUAUCUGGGUGUACAUCUACGAAACCGUGUUAGUCCCACUGGCUCGGCGUUAUACUGGCAAGGAAAAGGGCUUCUCGCAAACGCAGCGCCUCGGAAUUGGCUUUGCACUUUCCAUGCUGACCAUGGUCUACUCAGCAAUACUAGAGAUGAAGAGGCUAACGAAUGCACAAGCCAGUGGCAUGUCAGGCAGGAAUAUGCCCGUUCCAAUGAGCAUUCUGUGGCAAGCACCAUCAUACAUACUGACAGGUGCAGCUGGAGUUUUCGCCGGAAUAGGCAUGAUGGAGUUCUUUUAUGAUCAGGCCCCGUAUACCAUGAAGAGCCUUUGCGCAGCAUUUGCACAGCUUGCAGUUGCAUCUGGAUCUUACUUUAACACGAUCAUAUUUGGUGUUGUCGCUGCAGCCACGACGCGAGGUGGGGCACCUGGGUGGAUCCCAGACAACCUGAACGAAGGGCAUUUGGACUAUUUCUUCUGGAUGAUGGCUGCUCUUAGCUUACUGAAUCUGGCGCAAUUUGUGCACUACUCCAUGCGGUAUACAGAGAAGACAACUUCUUGACUUAAAAUACUGGAGACUAGAAAGGAGCUCAAAACCUUCCCCAUCAUAGAAUAAAAGUGGCUUCU
Messenger RNA from Lolium rigidum, 1957 nucleotides. RefSeq names its product protein NRT1/ PTR FAMILY 8.3-like. Gene Ontology annotation, molecular function: transmembrane transporter activity. Lineage: Eukaryota; Viridiplantae; Streptophyta; Magnoliopsida; Poales; Poaceae. Gene Ontology annotation, cellular component: membrane. The transcript has 5 exons. Gene Ontology annotation, biological process: transmembrane transport. Bases 162 to 1892 code for a protein of 576 amino acids. The record is from RefSeq and is a predicted model, not a curated record.